Messenger RNA from Cydia pomonella (codling moth), 1088 nucleotides. RefSeq names its product testis-specific serine/threonine-protein kinase 1-like. Gene Ontology annotation, molecular function: ATP binding; protein serine/threonine kinase activity; tau-protein kinase activity. Gene Ontology annotation, biological process: microtubule cytoskeleton organization; protein phosphorylation; intracellular signal transduction. Gene Ontology annotation, cellular component: cytoplasm. The coding region runs from base 48 to 1088 and encodes 346 amino acids. The record is from RefSeq and is a predicted model, not a curated record. NCBI's taxonomy places the organism in Eukaryota, Metazoa, Arthropoda, Insecta, Lepidoptera, Tortricidae. The transcript is spliced from 4 exons.
CUCUGGCUAAUCUAACCGCAAAACAGAAGCCAUUCUAAUGAUAUUAAAUGGAGGGUCAAUCAACGAUAGAGUCGGAAGAAGAAAUAAAGUUAAGCGGUUCCGAGCAAUUAACACUCGUAAAUCGCGGCUACAAGAUCAUCAAAAAACUCAACGAAGGGUCAUAUGCUAAGGUUUACCUCGCAGAGUACAAGAAUCCUAAUAAACAUGAUGCCAUAUCUGUGUUGGCUUGCAAAGUCAUUGACACUAGCGUAGCGCCGAAAGAUUUCGUGAAGAAAUUUUUACCUAGGGAAAUCGAAAUGUUAAUAAAAUUGAAUCACCCCCAUCUAGUGCACACACAUAGUAUAUUUCAGAGAAGAGACAAGUAUUUUAUUUUUAUGCGUUAUAUGGAACACGGGGAUUUGUUAGAAUUCGUACUAAAGAAGGGUGCUAUUCUAGAGGACCAGGCGCGGAUAUGGACGCGGCAGCUGGCGCUGGCCAUCCAGUACAUGCACGAGCUCGGCGUGGCGCACAGAGACAUCAAGUGUGAGAAUGUUAUGUUGACCGCCAACCAAAACGCUAAACUUACUGAUUUCGGCUUCUCCCGGUUAUGCAUCGACAGAAAGCUAAGGGAUAUUCAAAGCGAGACCUUUUGCGGCUCACUUUCCUACACGGCUCCUGAAAUACUCCAGGGAACACCUUAUUACCCAAAACCUGCGGACGUGUGGUCGUUAGGAGUUGUGCUCUACGUAAUGUUGAACAGGGCUAUGCCAUUUGAAGAUAAAAAUAUGAAACAGUUAUAUCAGGCCCAGGUCAAUAACAAUUGGAAAUUUCGUGCGCGGUGUCUUAACGUCCUGUCAGAUAACUGCAAGAGGCUAGUUGCGCGAAUGUUAGAGCCGAAUUACCAACAAAGGGUGAAAAUUGAAAAUGUUAUAAAUAGUGAAUGGAUUGCGAUGGAUUCGAGGCUACUAGAAUGGACAGCGCAAGAAACUCUGGCUUAUAAGAAAGCUCAAGAAGAAAAGAGUGAGUUAUUAAAAAGGACUAUGGCCCACGCCAACAAGAGCCCUAAUCAGGUGGAUAAUACGAUCAUGAAAGUCAACUGCGAUCUUUAA